UCGACCAGGUCGACCUCCCAAGAGAACGCUGGGCAUGGCCACCUUGACAGACGUCUCUAGGCUCCUCCCACACGGUCUGAUAAGCCCCGCCCUGCUGUCACAGACAGGUCUGACAGCGGCGGCGAUGGCAGAGGCCCUGAAGCUGCAGAAGAUGAGGAUGAUGAUGGGUUUCCAUGGCAACAGUGAUCAGAGCAAACAGCACAAUGGAGCCGAGUCAGACAACGAUGACACAAGAGGCAGUGAAGGAUCCUGGGAGAAAGAGCAGCGCCUCCUGUCUCCUCUCUCUUCAGCUGUAGCCCCUCCUCCUGGUUCGGCGUCUCUACACCUCAACACUCUGCAGCAGCACAGCUCGCUAUUGGCAAACCGUCUGUCAGACUUCCCCUUUAUGGUCAUGCCACACCCCCUCCUCCCUGUGGGUCUGCCCCCUGCCAGCGUAGCCAUGGCAAUGAACCAGAUGAGUCAGCUGGGCAGUUUGGCAAACAUGGCCGCCGUGUCACAUGUUCAGAUAGAGGAGAGCAAGGAGUCUCCUCCAGGAAGCCCCUCCCCCUGUGUCUCCCCCACUGAUGAUGAGCUCCGCCCCCAAGACCCAACCAGCCAAUCACCUUCCAGAGCAUCUUCAUCCUCCUCAUCAACACCUCCUCCUCCAGCACACACACCGGAGCUCGAUGGAGACAUCGCAGAGCAAGAAAACAACUUUAAGAAGGUUGUGAGGGACAACGAUGACAGCAUGUUGCCCUUCCCCCUCCCCAAACCGACCAAUGAGAGGCUGCCUCUCACCUCUCAGCCGUUGUCGGUCAACAAUGCAAACUCUGCCUUCACUCCGUUUCUGUUGGCUGAAGGUCUGUCGUCCAUGGAGACACUGCUGACCAACAUACAGGGUCUCCUGAAGGUGGCGGUGGAGAGCGCUCGAUCUCAGGACAAACAGAACCAGCUUGAGAGGAAAGAGUUAAAACUGGAGCUGGAGCGGGAACGAGACGCAAGACAGACGCUCCAGAGACAGCUGAGCUCCGAGCUGCAGACACGAGUGUCGAUCCAGAGGAGGCUGAAGAAGGAGAAGAAGGCGAAGAGGAAGUUACAGGAGGCGUUGGACUUUGAGUCACGGAGGAGAGAGCAGGUGGAGCGAGCGCUCAAACACACAGACGCAGUGAUUCCUGAGAACGAGCCGGAGAACAAACAGCAGGAGAACUCUGCAGCUCAAGAGAACAGACCGUUCACCAAGCCUCCACUGCUCUUCUGAGGAGCUGCUGAUGAAGAGGAGCAGCUGAUGAAGCUGUACUGGACCUCCUGAAACAUGGACAAAUUAAAAACAAAAGAGGAACUAAACACUCAGAGUCCCAUCAGCCACCUCUCUGUCUACUUCCUGUUUUUAUUAUUAUUGUUAGUAUUAUUAUUAUUAAAGAGGGCGGAGCCUGGUGUGAACAGGACUGGUCACCCUGAUGGGGGAGGGGUUUCACGUGACACAUCACAUGAACACCUGUGAUGUCAUCAGGUGACUCUUGAUAGCAGGGGGCGGAGCCACAUUUUUUUCUCUACUGCAGUAAAACUUUGUGUCAUGUGUUCCUGUAGUUCUGGUCCCAGCUGAGGUCGGACCGUCUCUGAUCACCUGCUGAGUUCUCAACAGAACAGGAAACACAACUUAACGAGCUUAACGAGUUAACAAUCACAGUUUUGAACCCAGACCUCAGUAGUGACAUCACAGAGUGGGCGUGGUCCUGAACAUCUUAACGAGCUGUGGUCCUUAACGAGGCAGCGCUUACAGCUGAUUGGUUGUUUUUAUUUUCAGUGACCUGUACAGAGUUUAUUACAUCAUCAUCAUCAUGAGUUUAAAAUACUAAAUACUGAACACGUCUGAGUUGGUCAUUAGUUGGCCUUGUGACAAGGUGUGAGACGGUGUGAGACGAGGUGUGAGACAGUGUGAGACAAGGUGUGUGACGAGGUGUGAGACGGUGUGAGACGAGGUGUGUGAAGAUGUUUGAGGAGAGGUGUGAGACAAGAUGUGUGACGAGGCGUGAGACAAGGUGUGUGAAGAUGUUUAAGGAGAGGUGUGAGACGAGGUGUGUGAAGAUGUUUGAGGAGAGGUGUGAGACAAGGUGUGAGACAAGGUGUGUGAAGAUGUUUGAGGAGAGGUGUGAGACAAGGUGUGUGAAGAUGUUUGAGGAGAGGUGUGAGACGAGGUGUGUGAUGUGGUGUGAGACAAGAUGUGUGACGAGGUGUGAGACAAGGUGUGUGACGAGGUGUGAGACAAGGUGUGUGAAGAUGUUUGAGGAGAGGUGUGAGACGAGGUGUGUGAUGUGGUGUGAGACAAGGUGUGUGAUGUGGUGUGAGACAAGGUGUGUGACAAGGUGUGUGAUGUGGUGUGAGACGAGGUGUGUGACGAGGUGUGAGACAAGGUGUGUGAUGUGGUGUGAGACAAGGUGUGUGACGAGGUGUGAGACAAGGUGUGAGACAAGGUGUGUGACGAGGUGUUCGACAAGGUGUGUGACAAGGUGUGUGAAGAUGUUUGGGAGAGGUGGGAGACGAGGUGUGAGACGAGGUGUGUGAUGUGGUGGGAGACGAGGUGUGUGAAGAUGUUUGGGGAGAGGUGUGAGACGAGGUCUCCACAGAACCUGAACUCUGUGUUCAUGAAGAAUCAGGACUGAGCUCUGAUUAUUGAUUAUAAAUUUUGUAUCAGCUGAACUUUGUCAACGAUCAAACUCACCUGCUGCUGAUUAAAGAACGUCGGCCAUCUUUAAUCUGAAGCUCGAUGAGGUCACGAGGCGCCUGAGGUCAUGUGACCUUUGAUUUGAAUCAUUGAAACUUUGUCACAGAUUAAACCUGAAACUGAAAAAUAAACAUUGUAAUUGAUCUUUAAAUAUUUCAGUCAUUUACAUUUUUUAUUCUUCUUCUUCCCUUCCUCCUCCUCCUCAUCAUCCUCAUCAUAGGGCUGCUCGAUUAUCGAAAAAAAAUCAUAAUCAUAAUUAUUUUGGUGGUACUGUGCGACUUCCGCAGGAGACAAAAUAACAUCUCCAGGCGUUUACCCUCGAUUUCAUUCAUUUUGAAAUCGUUUGACCUCAAAAUCAUGAUCUCGAUCACCAGACGAUUAAUUGCACAGCCUUACAUCAUCAUCAUCAUCAUCAUCAUCACUCUCUGAACACCUCUUUAAUAAUCUGAACUGUUUUUAUUUCUAUUUCAGACUCAAUUGAGGUUUUUUUACAGUGU
Messenger RNA from Epinephelus moara (kelp grouper), 3198 nucleotides. RefSeq names its product dachshund homolog 2-like. The coding region runs from base 35 to 1237 and encodes 400 amino acids. The record is from RefSeq and is a predicted model, not a curated record. The transcript is spliced from 13 exons. NCBI's taxonomy places the organism in Eukaryota, Metazoa, Chordata, Actinopteri, Perciformes, Serranidae.